UUUUGGUGAGUUUUCGUCCAGCAGUUUUUGCUGCCCAAACACUUUUAGCAGAGAAAAAGAAGAAAGACAGAAGAAGAAGAAUGAGAACAAAAACAAUAGGGCACAAACAGCUUUGCUGCUUGGAUGCCGUAUAAAGAGAAAAUAAUAUCAGAAAAACUCAUCACUGUAACUGACAAAAGUCUGGCAUCUACUGUUUUCGUUGUAUGUGAGUUUUUGAGGCUCCACAUGGCGUCACAAGAGUUUGGUUUGACACUGAGUUUGUCAGAUAAACAGACAGAUUUGUAGAGGAAGAGAAAAAUGGACUGACGCUAAGUGAGACGACAAUGUAGCAUGCAUUCCAGUGAGCACAGCAGAAAGAAAGGUUUCAAAACAAGGUGUUCUCACAAUCAAGAUGGCCACCUUUGACAACAGUACCAACCUAGCCAAUGUCAGUGCCUUCUACUGUAAACUUAAAGAAGAAUUUAAAUAUAUUCUCCUUCCUGUCAGCUAUGCCUUCGUCUUUGUAAUUGGCCUGGCGCUGAACGCCACAGCGCUGUAUGUGAUUGUGUUCCGCACUAAGCGCUGGAAGCCCUCCACUAUCUACAUGUUCAAUCUGACCAUGUGCGACACACUCUACAUCUUCACUCUGCCCUUCCUCAUCUAUUACUACGCAGACGAGAACGACUGGCCCUUCAGUGAACCGAUCUGCAAGCUCAUACGCUUCCUGUUUUAUGCCAACUUAUAUGGUUCCAUUCUGUUCCUGUGCUGUAUCAGUCUGCAUCGCUUCAUUGGCAUCUGCUAUCCAGUCCACUCCCUCUCCUGGGUCAGCGCUCGUCGGGCCAGGCUGGUAUCUGUGGCAGUGUGGGCCACCGUUUUAUUCUGCCAAGGACCUAUUCUCUACUUCUCAAGAACUAAGAAUCAGGGCACGCUGGUCUGCUACGACACCACCAGCCCAGAGCUUUUUGAUGACUUCUUGGUGUACAGUUCAAUAGUGUCAGUUCUCAUGUUUGUCCUGCCCUUCCUGGUGGUGAUGGUGUGCAAUGGCCUCAUAGUGAGGAAGCUUCUAGAGCCUGGCUGGGGGUCUGAAGGAGGAGCCGAGGGCGAGAGUGGGGGCCCGAACGCCCACCGUUCCAAGCAGAAAUCAGUGAAGAUGAUCAUCAUUGUGUUGGCAGCGUUCAUGCUCUGCUUCCUCCCUUUCCACCUCACCAGGAGUCUUUACUAUGUUUUUAGAUACCUAAGGCAGGCAAAUCCAGCCCAGAUCAGCUGUAAUUUGCUGGAGGCCUCCAGUGUAGCCUACAAGGUGACCCGACCUUUGGCCAGCGCUAACAGCUGUCUGGACCCCAUCCUUUACUUCCUGGCUGGGCGUGACGCCCGCAGUAACCUCACCAAGAAGAGCACAUUGCCUUCAUCGAAACCAACAAGUGUGAGCCAACGUUUGACUACUCAACUCUGAUCCAAUAAAAAAUGCUAAAGGUUUAGGGGACAAGAACUGUACUUUAUUCCUCCUCUGGUAGAUGUGAGACCCCAUACCUGUGCACUUUUCAAUCUUAAAUGUCCGCCAGUUCAGACUUCUCACGGUUGAAAUCUCCUAAUGAAGAAUCAAAUUUGAAAUUAAAACCAGAUCAACAUUUUGACAAUCCUACUCGAUUGCCAAGUCUUUGCAUAAUGUAUGUAUAAUGUAAGGACUUUGUUUUGCAAAGUUCUGUUGAUCACACUGCAUUCAGAUUUCUAUCAUUAACCAGUAGAAGUUACGUGAUAAGAUUUGACCAGAUGUGAAAAAAAAUAAAUAAAUAAAAACAAA
This is a messenger RNA of Micropterus dolomieu (smallmouth bass), 1780 nucleotides long. It is a transcript of the gene p2ry2.1, whose product is annotated as purinergic receptor P2Y2, tandem duplicate 1. The coding region runs from base 392 to 1432 and encodes 346 amino acids. The record is from RefSeq and is a predicted model, not a curated record. Lineage: Eukaryota; Metazoa; Chordata; Actinopteri; Centrarchiformes; Centrarchidae. The transcript is spliced from 5 exons. Gene Ontology annotation, molecular function: A1 adenosine receptor binding; G protein-coupled UTP receptor activity. Gene Ontology annotation, cellular component: plasma membrane. Gene Ontology annotation, biological process: G protein-coupled receptor signaling pathway.